Molecule: messenger RNA, 2570 nt
Organism: Eufriesea mexicana
Lineage: Eukaryota; Metazoa; Arthropoda; Insecta; Hymenoptera; Apidae
Gene: Lerp
Product: lysosomal enzyme receptor protein
Exons: 16
Coding region: 1-2499 (832 amino acids)
Biological process (GO): lysosomal transport
Molecular function (GO): D-mannose binding; signaling receptor activity
Source: RefSeq, a predicted model, not a curated record
AUGUCAAAAAAACAAAAUAAGAAUUUAAAAAUCAUUGAUUGGUUAAUGGAAGAUACACCAAGAAUAGAUGACAAUUUUUGCAUAAUUCGUGAACCUGUUUUAAAGUAUUUUUCUUAUAACUUUACAACUCUUACAAAUCCUGAAAAGGAUGUUGUUAUAAAUCUUGAAAAUGAUACAAAUCUGCGAUUGCAAUUAUGUUCUCCCUUAAAAGAAAAAUGCAAUGGGAAAGAUGGAUAUGGAAUUUGUUUAGUGAAAAACAAAGUAGAAAAAGGAAUAGGAAAACUUCCUCCAAAAGUAAAUGUAAAAGAUGGAAGAAUAUUAUUUAUAUUCACAGGUGAUGAUUGUAUGCCUGAUACAAAUUAUACUGUAAAUAUACUUAUGAAAUGUGAUUAUGAAGCUGGAAACAGUUCUUAUUCAGACGUAAUAUACGAUGCAAAAUUACAACCAUGUAAUAUAUACUUGAUAUGGAAAACUUCUUUUGCUUGUGGACCUCGAACUACUAUACAAAAUUGUAGUGUAACAGAAAAUGGAUUACAUUAUGAUCUAUCCCCUUUAACAAGCUACUCACAUAAUUAUGUUAUUUAUAUGAGUAAUAAAGUAUUUCCAAAGAUUAUAUUAAAUGUUUGUCAUUCUGUAAUAUUUGAAUAUGGUGCUCUGUGUUUGCAUUCAGGAGCUUGUUUACAAAAUUCUUCGAAAACUGAAUAUGUAAAUUUAGGUAUGGUUGAACACCCACCAUUUAUAGAAGACGGAAAAUUAAAACUUAAAUAUGUAACUGGAGAUAUGUGUAAAGUGAGAAAUGUUGCACUACCACAUAUUAUGACCACUAUUAAUUUUAUAUGUGAUUUUAAAGCUGUGGAUACAGAUCCAGAAUAUAUUGGAGGAGGUGAAGUAUGUAAUUAUCAUAUAAGAUGGAAAACUGCAGCAGCUUGCAGUGUGGAAUCUUUACGUGAUCAUAGUAUAGCAACUGCUGGCAAAUGUACAGUGAAUAAUCCUCUUACAAAUUUUAUGUAUGAUUUGAGACCUUUAAUGAAUAAAAACUUUUAUACGUUAACAAAUAAUGGCAUGGAAUAUGAAAUUGGAAUAUGUGAAUCACUUGUGGAUAAAUCAUGUGUAUCAGGAACAGGAGUUUGCAUUACCAAAAAUAGGACAUCUUUGGGAAAGGCUAAUACAAAUUUAAUGUGGGAAGAGGGUAAACCGUAUUUAAAUUAUACAGAUGGAGAUUCAUGUGGAAAUGGACAACAACGUUAUACAAUUAUUGCAUUUAUAUGUGGGACUGAAGGAUUUCCUGAUGGGCCAUUUAUUAUGGAGCAAAAUACUUGUCAAACAAUUAUACAUUGGAACACUACACUUGUCUGUGAAAAAAGGGUAAAGUGUGCAACAGAUGAUGAUGAAAUAAAUUUAAGUUCAUUGAUAAAAUCCGACAGUAAUUAUAUUAUAAAAAUGAAUGAAACCAAAUUUCUCAUAAAUAUAUGUGGGCCAUUAGUUCCUGUAUCAGGUUUAUCAUGUGCUCAUGGGAGUGCAAUUUGUAAAACUACAUUAAAUUCAAAUAAUGAAUAUAUAAAUGAAAUCAGUUUAGGGUUUCCAAAGGAGAGUCCUAUAAUAAAUAAAAAUCGUGAAACUGUAUUACGUUAUGUGGGUGGUUCAGUCUGUCCUGAAAAUCCAAAACAAUUAAUUUCUUCAAAUAUUACAUUUCCAUGUUAUAAUAAUGACAAGGGAUUUCCGGAAUUUAAAAAAUACGAAGACUGUACGUACGUUUUUGAGUGGAAAACAAGUAUAACAUGUGGAGCUUCGAUAGGAAAUUGGACUUCUCCUUGUAUUAUAAGAGAUCAAUUGCUUUCACAUGAAUGCAAUCUUUCUUUAUUACAUAAAAAUAAAAAAGUUUACUAUGUAAAGAACAAACAAGGAAAAAAAUAUAGUAUAAGUAUAUACAGCGGAGAAAAGAUUUGCGACGGUUCUGCUGUAUGUCAAGGAAGUAAUGGUUAUGGAUCACUAGCAAACGUAAUUUUUGAUUACGGUAGAGAUGUUAUAAAACUUCAAUACUUUAAUGGUAGUAAAUGUGGAAAUAGUUCCUACACAUCAGAAGUACGAUUUAUAUGUAACAAGUCUGUAGGAAUUGGUGCACCAAAGCUGUUAUGGGAGUCCCAAUGCAAUGCAGAAUUCGAAUGGCACACAAACGUCACUUGUAACUGCCAGUCGAGCUCUCCACAGUCGACUCCAUUAGCAGACGUACAUGAAGGUGUCGAAGACAAUUCUUCUAGUCAUAUUGGUACGGUGGCAGGGAUCGUGUUGACCGGUAUCGCCCUGGUAGGAGCAGUGCUUUAUUUCCGAGAUCCCGAUAAGAGGGCGUGCUUGCGCUCUUGCUGCAAUCCGUUUUCCUCUAGAAGAGGCAGCGGUCGUGUUCAAUAUUGCAGGGUUGACACAACGGAGGAAGCUCGGCUACUCGAUGUUGAUCCUACGCAAUGCCAAACAGAUAGCGACGAUGAUCUCUUGAAUGCGUAGUCAUACUUUAUUGUUGUUUUCGUUUACGCUAUAUUUUAUCUAUAUUUCAAAACACACGAAGUACAUUUAUC